Molecule: messenger RNA, 561 nt
Organism: Cladocopium goreaui
Lineage: Eukaryota; Dinophyceae; Suessiales; Symbiodiniaceae
Source: the annotation of a GenBank genome assembly
AUGCUCCGUGGCUUCAAGCGCGUGGGCGAAUUGGAAUCCAACGAGGAUCGCUUCGAAUUCCUGGCCACCUUGGCGAAGGCGUCGAUGAAUUUGGAGAAGUUUCGGCAGGCCCUGGCGGUGGUGAAUGACAUGACAGAGCCGGAGGACAAGGAUGACCUGCGUGGCUUGAACUUGAUGCGCACCCAGGUCUAUUGCCAUAAUGGAGACCUGCAGAAAGGACUCAAGGCCUUCAAUGCUUGCAUCGAGGGCAGCAGCUUCCAAGACGCGGUGAAAGCUUGGGCGGCCUGCAGUCGAGGAUUGAAACAGGUGAACGGCUGGGGCGUGACGAAGAAUACGAUCUUGAAGUUGGCUGAAACCGAGGAGGAAAAGAAGCAGUUGGAAUCCAUCGACAAGCUCUGCGAGUUCAAGGAUGAUGUGCACAAGCUGCAGACCACCAAGACCAUUUCGGAUCUGCGCCUGUGGUUGCUGACUGGCUUCUUGGUGUUUCUCUUGGUCGUUCUGAUCAGCAUCCUCUACUGGUUUGAGCAGCGAAACCUCGCUCGCAUGGAGUGGAGAAAGUGA